CAGACCCCGACAGCUGUGAGGAGAGGAAGAGCACAUGGCUCUGGCUAUUUUUAGAGUUCAUUCAGACCAGAACGUCUCUUUCCCUGAACGUGUUCCUUCUGGAUCUCUCCUCGGCCGAAAGUUCUGGAGAAGUUUGACAGCGGACGUGCGAGUUCAUAAGUACCCGAGACGAACGCAGAACAAAGGAUAUAAACAAAGAAAAGUGACCAGUGAUAAAGUGAAAGUCAACCUCAAUAACAACCAGGCCAACAUGGCUCUACUGUGUUACAACAGAGGCUGCGGGGCUCGAUUUGACGCUGACAAAAACUCAGAUGAUGCCUGUCAGUUUCACCCCGGAGUGCCAAUCUUCCACGAUGCCUUAAAGGGCUGGUCCUGCUGUAAAAAGAGGACGACAGAUUUCUCAGAGUUCUUGUCAAUCAAGGGUUGCACUCGCGGGCGUCAUAGUAAUGAGAAACCUCAGGAGCCUCUGCAGCCGGAGGUGACGUCUGAGAAGGGAGACGUGAAGCAGAACAGUGGAAAGGAGAUUAUCUACCAGGGACCCAAAUCUGCAGAAGCCCUGGAAAAAGAGAGACCCAGCUCAGAUGAGCCACAGACAAAGUUGCGGGUGAAGAUCUCUCCCUCUCUGACUCAGAUCAUGGAGAAGAUGGAGAUCACUGAGAGAGAGAAGAGAGAGAAGCUAGAAAGUCAAGUCAUCAUAGUUGGGGUUAAGUGCAAGAACCCAGGAUGCAAAACAAUUUACCAGGGUCCAGAGACGAAUGCAGAGAUCUGCACAUAUCAUCCCGGGGUCCCCGUCUUCCAUGAAGGAUACAAAUACUGGAACUGCUGCUGCAUAAGAACCACCGACUUCAACGCCUUCCUGGAUCAGAAGGGCUGCACAACAGGAAAGCACUGCUGGAUCCCCAAACAGGACAAGAAGAAGGUGGCUUGCAGGCAUGAUUGGCACCAGACGGGAAACCAGGUCGUGAUCACAAUCUACGCCAAGAACUCCAGUCCAGAGCAAUCCUACGUGGAGGCAAACCGCACAGUGUUAACAUGCCACAUUCAGUUUGAGGGUGACAAAGUGUUUCAUAAGGACAUCCACUUAUGGGGGGUGAUUGAUGUGAAGAGCAGUUUUGUGAACAUGGUGCCCUCUAAGGUUGAGGUGACCAUGCAGAAGGCUGAUGCUGUAGCCUGGGGGAAACUUGAGGACCCCAAACACAAACCUGAGCCAGAGGUCACCGACGAGAUAAACACAGAACAGGAAGAUGUAAAACCCGACUGGUACAUCUCAGAUGAUGACAUCAGUGAGUCUGACUUCGAAGACGAAGAGGAGAAAGAAGAGAGUGAGGAGAAAAAAGGAGAAAACCAGGCAGGUGAUGGACCACCUGAGCUAGAAGAGCCUGCUGCUGUCCCCCCAGAAAAAUGAACAUUCAUUCUGAGGUGUAAUGGUUGUUUUUCUGAGAUUAUGUUUUUGUUUAAAAUAUCACAUGGGCUUUAUAAAAAUGUGAGGUUAGCCUUUUUUUGUCUGCUAAAAUAUAUACUGUAUUUUCCGGACCAUAAGUCACACUUUUUUUCAUAGUUUGGCUGGUCCUGAGACUUAUAGUCAGGUGCGACUUAUUUAUCAAAAUUUAUUUGACAUGAACCGAGAGAGAUGAACCAAGAGA
Messenger RNA from Carassius auratus (goldfish), 1643 nucleotides. RefSeq names its product cysteine and histidine-rich domain-containing protein 1-like. NCBI's taxonomy places the organism in Eukaryota, Metazoa, Chordata, Actinopteri, Cypriniformes, Cyprinidae. The transcript has 11 exons. Bases 35 to 1405 code for a protein of 456 amino acids. The record is from RefSeq and is a predicted model, not a curated record.